Molecule: messenger RNA, 1347 nt
Organism: Symbiodinium natans
Lineage: Eukaryota; Dinophyceae; Suessiales; Symbiodiniaceae
Source: the annotation of a GenBank genome assembly
AUGCUAAAUGAUCAGCAUCGCAACAUAUCACACAUCAUCGUCUUCAAUGGUGUGAAGCUGCUGUCGGACCUGUUCGCCCCGCUAGCUCUCGGUGUGAACGAGUCCUACGAGCUCGCGGUGUCAGCCGAAGGCCGUGUGGCCAUCUCAUCUCAGACCGCUUGGGGUGCCCUGCGGGGCCUCGAAACGCUCUCACAGCUGGUGGAGUACAAUUUCACCACGGACACCUACUCCAUCCAUGAUGUGCCAUUCCGAAUGGAGGAUGCCCCCCAGUUUCAGCAUCGGGGACUGCUCGUCGACUCGGCGCGGCACUUCUUGCCGCCAAUCCGCCUCAAGCGCACAAUCGAGGCGAUGUCUUUUGCCAAGCUCAACGUGCUCCACUGGCAUUUGACGGAGGAUGAGUCCUUCUCCAUGCCCAGCUCGUCGCACCCGGAGCUCGCAGAGAAGGGUGCAUGGAGCGCCAGUGAAAGGUACUCGCUCCACGACGUGAAGGACAUCGUAGACUUCGCACAGCUGCAUGGCGUCCGAGUCAUUCCCGAAUUUGAUAUGCCUGGGCAUGUGAGCUCCUGGAGCAAGUCGCACGCGGAGCUCUUCGACCCACGCUGCCUGGAGAGGUCAAGGCGGCUGGCCUUCGAGCCCACGAAGGAAGUGUUCGACUUCUUGCAGGGCCUCCUCACAGAAUGGGCGACCGGAGUUUUCCAUGAUCAGUUCUUUCACCUAGGCGGUGAUGAGGUGCCCUUCGAGUGCUGGGAGCGGCUGUCUGUCUCAGAGGGCGGCAAGACCUACGACACACCGCCCAAGCUGUUCCGGCACUUUGUCGGAAGCAUGUUUCGGCGCGUCACUGGACCGCUCAACCGCUCGGCGAUCUUUUGGGACGAGGCGUUUGUCUCAGCCGACCUGCCCGCGGAGGCUGUAGUUCAGGUGUGGCGCGACAAGAAGACGCUGGUCCGGGCCGUGCAAGCCGGGCACCGUGCGCUUCUCUCCUGGGGCUGGUACUUGGAUCAUCUAAAUGAAGACUGGCAAGGAAUGUACGACAAUGAUCCCGUGGGUGGCGUUCCUGAGGACCAGAAGGAUAAGGUGCUUGGAGGUGAGGGCUGCAUGUGGGGAGAGACGGUGGAUGGCUCGGACCAGGCCCCCACGGUGUGGCCACGACUUGCGGCCAUUGCCGAGCGCUUGUGGAGUGCGCCAGCCUCUUCUGCCGCGGCUGCGGAGACCCGUUUGGGCGCUUUCAGGUGCCUUCUCCUCCGCCGCGGCGUCGCUGCGGGCCCCACCAUGGGUCAGGGCCGCGCUGCGCCGCCAGGACCAGGGUCCUGCGAUCAGAGGAGCGGCGACUGGGGUCAACUCGCGUGA